This is a messenger RNA of Hylaeus anthracinus, 3448 nucleotides long. RefSeq names its product WD repeat-containing protein 6. Gene Ontology annotation, cellular component: cytoplasm. Gene Ontology annotation, biological process: tRNA methylation. Lineage: Eukaryota; Metazoa; Arthropoda; Insecta; Hymenoptera; Colletidae. Gene Ontology annotation, molecular function: protein binding. The record is from RefSeq and is a predicted model, not a curated record. The transcript is spliced from 14 exons. The coding region runs from base 153 to 3263 and encodes 1036 amino acids.
AACUAAUAUCGUUUUCAAUACGCAAGUGCGAAAAAACAAUAUUAUAUAUACUUUGAUCAUUGUUUCGAAUUGUUUGUCAAUCGUAAGAUGAUUGUUAAAAAUAAUGAAUUGUACAUUCAAUCGUGGCACGUAGUUUAAAAAAAUCUUAUAAAAUGAUUUCGAAACUUUUAUGUACGGAUGUACUUGCUAUUCGCUGUGUAAAUAAUUUGAUUUUCGUAGGUAUAGGAUCCACGUUACAUAUUUUCGACGGUGAUACACACAAGUUAGAAGAAAAAAUAAAUUGUCUUUAUCCGUAUAAUAUACAUGGAAUUGUUGAAGGACCCAAUAAUAAUUUGGCUGUUUUUGGCGCUAACUUUCUUUGUUUCUACAAUAUUUAUAAGAAACACGAAGCACUGACAAUCAAAGAAGGUUCUAUUAGAAAGUAUCUUAAUGAUUGGAUAAUUACUACAAACUGGUUCGUACAUAAAGAGUAUAAUUGUUUAGCUGUUUUAUUGGCUCAUAACAAUGUAUGUUUAUUAGAUACAUUCAAUGAGUGUUAUAAAGAUAUAUGGUGCGAAGAAAAAUGUAUUCUAUAUGCUGGAUCGAUUGUAGUAAAAAAUAAUCAAGACUUGAUCAUUUUUAGUGGGACAGUUUUUCAGGAAAUUUUAAUAUGGGAAGUAAAUCAUACUUCUGUUUAUACCAAAAGAUCCAUUUUACAUCGUUUGCAAGGACAUAAUGGUGUAAUUUUUUCAGUCAUAUAUGAUCCAACUUCAAAAUUAAUUUGUUCUACAUCUGAUGAUAGAACAGUCAGAUUAUGGACAGUAAACUAUGAUGAACCUAAAGAUAAAGAUGAUGUAAAUUGGAAAGAAGCAAAAAUAAAAUUAAUGCGAACAAUGUUUGGUCAUACUGCUAGAGUAUGGAGAUCUGUAAUUAAAAAUGAAACUUUAAUUACAAUAGGAGAGGAUUCUCUCAUAUGCAAUUGGUCAUUGGAUGGUAAAUUGCUUAAUAAAAUUUGUGCUCAUCAUGGAGCAGCUAUAUGGAGUAUCGAUAUAUCAGAUGACAAUAAAAAUGUUUAUACUGGAGGAGCUGAUGGUGCAGUUUAUACUUGGUCUCUCGUUGAUAAUUAUUUUCAAAGAGCUGUAUUGUUGCCUACAAAUCAUACUAGUUUACCAAAAUAUGUUUCUUAUUUAAAUAACGAUAAACUUUUGGUUUUUAACGAAGAUGGAAAUCUCUUUAUUGUCAAUAGAUUGCACAGUAAUUUGAUACAAUCAUUGUAUCUAGAACGAUAUAGUACAUAUUGUGUUAUGGAAGUUUCUUUAUGCCGAUGUUAUAUUUGUUUUGCAUCAAAAGAUGGAUAUGUAACAAUAUACAAAGAAACAGAGUCCGUAAGCGAUACGAAAUUAGAACGGAUUCUUGAAGAAAAUAUUAUGGAUUCCCAAAUAUUCUCUAUACAAUGGUUACGAAACAAUAAUGUGAUAGCUUGUGGAUUAAAUGGAAUUUUAAAGAUAUUUGGUUUUGAUAUGGAAGGAUCGAUAAUUAUGCGAUCUAUAUGUCUGUUACCACAGAGUCGGGAACGCUGGUUAACAGCAGCUAUAAUAUACGAAGAGUUGUUGGUAUGCGGAGAUAGAGCAGGAAAUAUGCAUGUAUAUGACAGAUCUGAAUUGCAUGAUCAGGCAAAUAUAGCUAACAAUGACAAUAAGCCCAUUCAAACUUUUACCAAAGUUCAUGGAAACAUUGGUAUUCAGAAUUUUAUAGUCUUAGGGUCGAAAUUAAUAUCAGCGGGCCGCGACGGAAUGUUAAAAUUGUAUGAAUUUAAAAAACACGAAAAUAAAAAACUGUUACAUACAUUACACAAAGAAAAGAUGCCAAUGGAUUGGAUUAGUGGUAGUUUAAAAACUCCUGAUGAUAUCUUCAUACUCGGCUUUAAGGAGGUGGAAUUUAUAAUAUACAGCAUGUUCCAUCGUAGAACUAUAACAAGAAUUCCGUGCGGUGGAGGCCAUAGAUCAUGGGACUGUAUGUUACUAGAUAAAUUAAUUACAUUCCUCUAUAUUCGCAAUAAACAAGUACAUGUUUCCGACUUUUCAUUAAGUUCUAUGAAAUCACCCGUUUUAUUAAAUGGCUUUCACACGAAAGAAGUAUAUUGCGUUAAUCCCAUAUUAAAAAUUGAUCACAGUAAUAUUUUUUUAUCCGGAGGAGAAGAUGGUACUCUCCGUGUUACAAGUAUUUCAAGUAAACCAAUAAAAAAUGAUUUCAGUUUUGAAACGUUAGGUAUUUUUAAUGGUCACAUUUCCAGCAUAAAAUCAAUAGCUUCCUUGAACUUGCAAUCUAAUUCCUCGUGCAAUAAACAUCUUGUUUUUUCGGGGGGUGGAAGAGCGCAAAUAAAAGUUUGGGAGAUCGAUUUAAAUGAGAGUGAGAAUGUUUUACAAGGUAUUUCCUGUCAUGACAUUACGUCUCAUAUGUUAUACGGAUCUGAUCGACUUCGCAAGAAACAGUGGCAAGAAAGUAGUCAGUCUUACAUUAUGCAACCUGAGACUCGAUACAUGGACAUUGCCAUCUAUUGUAAUAACAAAAAUAUUGGUUACAUACUACUUUUUGUUGCUUGUGCAGAUGGGUUUGUGAGAAUAUUUUUGUAUGAUAUCGACACAAGAUAUAUUUCAUUGAAAGUAAAUGCAAAAUGUGUUGAUCGUUGCAUAACAAAAAUAAGUAUUUUAACGUAUAAAGAGAGAGUAAUCGCAUUAACGAUGUCAACUGAUGGAAUCUGCCGUUUCAUUGAUUUUACCGAUACCGUGUCAAAAAUAUUGAAAGUAACGCAAAAUGAAGAUCAAGAAUUUCAAAACUGUACCAGUGCAUUUCAAGCAAAAUUGAAUUUGCAUCAAUCUGGUAUUAAUUCCUUUGAUAUAAAAAUGAUUGAAAAAGAUGAAUAUUUGCUGGCAACUGGUGGUGAUGAUAAUUUAUUUAAUCUUAUUCGUUUUAAAAUUUGUUCAUUGGCGAAUGAAAAAGAAUUAAACAUUUUGUUAUUAUCAAAGUGGAAUACUUCAACAGAGCAUUAUACUCAAAUUACAGGAAUAAAGUUUCACGACGAAAACAAAAUUGUUAGCGUUGGGCUAGAUCAGCAAAUCAUUAUAUAUGAUUACCAUUACAGCAAUAGUACUUUAUCUGUGAAAGUUUUAAAGAAAAUCUAUACACACGUAACCGAUGCAAGCGGCUUGACUUUAUGGUGUACUCCAAAGUGUGGAUCGGUUGUAUGUGCUUAUGGUAAAGGUUUUGAAAUAUUACAGUGUUAAUAAUAAAUAAAUACACACAAAAAAAUAACAGUCUUUUAUAUCUGAAUUAUAAUCAAGGUACAUGUAAUUCUUCGUCAUACCAUCAGAUGGCGAAUCAGAAAAACACGUCAAAACGACGUUGUAAUUGAUUCAGUUAUCACGAUACGUUGGUUAAAUUUUACGUAAAAGAAAAAAUAAUUUAUACC